This is a messenger RNA of Racocetra persica, 152 nucleotides long. The record is from the annotation of a GenBank genome assembly. NCBI's taxonomy places the organism in Eukaryota, Fungi, Glomeromycota, Glomeromycetes, Diversisporales, Gigasporaceae.
GUGUUGGCAAGUCAAACCUAUUACUUCGUUUCUCGGAUGAUUCUUUUACUCCAUAUUUUAUCACUACAUUGGGAAUCGAAUUUAAAAUUCGAACAAUUGAGCUGGAUGGUUUACAAAUCAAACUCCAGAUAUGGGAUGCUUCGGGUCAAGGC